ACUCAUGGAUGGCCGUAGGGGCCUGGUCCCUUCCAAUUUUGUGGAGCGUGUGUCUGAUGACGACCUCCUGACCUCCCUCCCUCCGGAGCUGGCUGACUUGUCCCACAGCUCAGGCCCUGAACUCAGCUUCCUGAGUGGAGGUGGGGGUGGCAGCAGCAGCGGGGGCCAGAGCAGCGGGGGACGUAGCCAGCCCAGACCUGAGGAGGAGGAUGCAGGGGACCAGCUCAGUCUGAGCCCCGCACCCGAGGGCCUGGGCGAGCCUCCAGCUGUGCCUUACCCCCGCCGCCUGGUGGUCCUCAAGCAGCUGGCCCACAGCGUGGUGCUGGCCUGGGAGCCUCCUCCUGAGCAAGUAGAGCUACGGGGCUUCCAUAUCUGCGUGAAUGGGGAGCUGCGUCAGGCUCUGGGGCCCGGGGCGCCGCCCAAGGCUGUGCUGGAGAACUUGGACCUGCAGGCCGGGCCCCUCCAUGUUUCUGUCCAGGCCCUGACCAGUCGGGGCACCUCCGACCCUCUGCGUUGUUGCUUGGCGGUGGGUGCUCGGGCUGGAUUGGUACCCAGCCGGCUGCGGGUCCAUCGGUUGACAGCCACAUCUGCUGAGAUCACCUGGGUGCCCAGCAAUAGCAACUUGGCCCAUGCCAUCUACCUCAAUGGGGAAGAGUGCCCACCUGCCCGCCCCAGCACCUACUGGGUCACCUUCUGUCACCUACGGCCUGGCACACCCUAUCAGGCCCGAGUGGAGGCUCAGCUCCCACUGCAAGGGCCCUGGGAACCAGGAAGGGAGAGGCCGGAGCAGCGGGCUGCCACCCUGCAGUUCACCACACUCCCAGCAGGCCCACCCGAUGCCCCUCUGGAUGUGCAGAUUGAGGCAGGGCCCUCCCCCGGGAUCUUGAUCAUCAGUUGGCUCCCAGUCACUAUCGAUGCUGCUGGCACCUCCAAUGGCGUCCGGGUCACAGGCUACGCCAUCUAUGCUGAUGGGCAGAAGAUCAUGGAGGUGGCCUCGCCCACUGCAGGCAGUGUGCUGGUGGAGUUGUCCCAGUUGCAGCUGCUGCAGGUGUGCCGCGAGGUGGCCGUGCGCACCAUGUCGCCCCAUGGCGAGUCGGCCGACUCCAUCCCAGCUCCCGUCACUCCAGCCCUGGCUCCGGCCUGCCUGCCAGCCCAGGUCUCCUGCCCCUCACCACGGCCAAGCCCAGAGGCCAGACCACCCCUUGCUCCAGCCUCCCCAGGGCCUGGAGACCCCAGCUCUCCUCUCCAGCACCCUGCCCCCCAUGGAACUCAAGAGCCCCCAGGACCCCCCCCAGCAAGCCCUCCCAGAGAGACACCGAAAGGGUCCCAAGAGGAACCUCCAGCACCUUGCUCCCAGGAGGAGGCUGGGGCAGCUGUGAUGGGCACCUCAGAGGAGAGGAGAGCUGGUGAGCCAACCCUGGGCAACAAGGGUCCUGGCCCUGCAGCUCCCUCACCAGCUGAGCAGCAGACAGAGUGGACUUCGGGAGAGGCCUGCCCAGCACCCUGCCCCACCCAGGGAGCACCGGCCCAGCAGGUGCCAAGUACUGAGGCAGGCCAAGGAGGAGACCCCGGGUCUGGGCUGAGGCCCCGGGCUGAGAGGGAGGAUAUAGAGCUCGGGGUUCGUCUGGGGAACUCUCUUGUGGACCACAGCCGCAACUCAGACCUGUCAGACAUUCAGGAGGAGGAAGAGGAGGAGGAGGAGGAGGAAGAAGAGCUGGCUUCCAGGACUUGCUCCUCCCAGAAGCAGCCUGCUGGCAAUAGCAUCAGGGAGAAUGGGGCCAAGCCCCAGCCAGACCCCUUUUCUGAGACUGACAGCGACGAGGAGAUCUUGGAGCAGAUCCUGGAGCUGCCUGUCCAGCAGUUCUGCAGCAAGAAGCUCUUUAGCAUCCCCGAGGAGGAGGAAGAGGAAGUCGAGGAGGAGGAGAAGCCAGAGGCAGGCCCUUCUUCCCGAGACUCUGGCCCGCCUGAACCUGCAUUGCUGGGGCUGGGCUGUGACAGUGGUCAGUCCCGAGGACCUGGCCAGUGUCCCUUGUCUCCUGAGCCCUCCAGGGCCGGGGACCGCCUGGAGGACAUACCAGGACUAGUUGGUGGAAGCAGCCGGAGGAGAGUAGGGGGCUCCCCUGAGAAGCCUCCAAGCCGCAGGCGGCCUCCAGAUCCCCGUGAACACUGCAGCCGACUUCUCAGCAACAGCGGGCCCCAGGCCUCUGGACGACCAGGCCCCAUGAGGGAGAGGGGUGGCCUCCCUGUGAUUGAGGGCACCAGGGGUGGACCGGAGGCUGGUGGGAGAGGGCGGUCGGGCCCUUCCCGGAGGUGCCCCCGCGGCCAGGCCCUGGAAUCUGGCCUGGCCAGCUGCCUCUCCCCCAAGUGCUUGGAAAUCAGCAUCGAAUACGAUUCAGAGGACGAGCAGGAGGCGGGCAGCGGGGGCGUCAGCAUCACCAGCUCCUGCUACCCUGGAGAUGGGGAGGCCUGGGGCACCGCACCGGUGGGAAGGCCCAGAGGGCCUCUGAAGGCCAAUUCAGGCCCCAACCCCUACCCACGCCUCCCGGCCUGGGAGAAAGGGGAGCCAGAGCGGAGAGGCCGCAGUGCGACGGGCAGAGCCAAGGAGCCACUCUCCCGGGUAACAGAGACUGGGGAGCCCAGAGGGCAGGACAGCUCUGGGCGGAGGGACCCCCGGAAGAGAGGGACCCGAGCCCCCAGGCCAGGCACUGCUGAGCUGGUCCCUCCGAGGAGUCCCCCAGAAGCGCUGACUUACCAGGACCUACCUGUCAGGAUCUUUGUGGCUCUGUUUGACUAUGACCCUGUGUCAAUGUCGCCUAACCCUGAUGCUGGAGAAGAAGAGCUUCCCUUCCGGGAGGGUCAGAUCCUGAAGGUGUUUGGGGAGAAGGAUGCUGAUGGCUUCUACCGAGGGGAAGGUGGGGGCCGGACAGGCUACAUCCCCUGCAAUAUGGUGGCCGAGGUGGCCGUGGACAGUCCUGCUGGGAGACAGCACCUGCUGCAGCGGGGUUAUAUGUCUCCAGAUAUUCUCCUUGAGGACUCAGGGAACGGUCCCUUUGUGUACGCCACAGCGGGCACAGCUGGGCCUCCUCCCAAGCCCCGCCGCUCCAAGAAAGCUGACUUGGAAGGCCCUGCCCAGCUCUGUCCAGGUCCCCUCAAGCUGGUGCCCUCUGCUGACCUAAAAGCUCCCCGUUCCAUGGUGGCUGCAUUUGACUAUAACCCCCGGGAGAGCUCCCCCAACAUGGACGUGGAGGCAGAGCUGCCCUUCCGGGCAGGGGACGUGAUUACCGUGUUCGGGGGCAUGGACGAUGACGGUUUCUACUAUGGUGAAUUAAAUGGACAAAGGGGCCUGGUUCCAUCCAACUUUCUGGAGGGCCUUGGGCCUGAGUCAGGCAGCCUGGACAGGGAGUCCGGAACACCCCAAGCUGAGAGCCAGAGAACGAGGAGGCGAAGAGUCCAGUGCUAGAUGGAGAUAGAUAUAUGUAGAGAGAGCAACAUGACGGGGUCAGUACGACACAAGGCCCCUGGGCUCCCCUAGCCUGGCCCUGAGCCUCCAUCCCUGGCAGUCCCCCCAGGAUUGAACUGAGGGAGCCACAGGGCACAAGUGAGAAGGUACGGGGUCUCCUCUCCAAGGGGAAGCAACUCCUCAGGAAACUGGGCUCUGGGAAGAAGGAGUGAAGCUGUGGCCUACCCUGUGGGCAGAAGAGGUCCUUGGAGGCCCCCAGAUCACUGCCCUGGCUGAGCAGGGAAGGCUCACACUCGGCCCAGAACUCCUGUUCUUCUGAGUUAACACUGUGGUACUUGGACGGGAAUCACAGAGACUUGGUGAAGGUCAGAGCUGGAUAAGUCCUUAAGGAUGAAUCCUCUAGAUGGGCACCUUCCUCUGACAGGAGGGGAAACUGAGUCCCAUCGUGAGUAAGUAGCCUGGCCAAGGUCAGUGAGCACCUCAAUCAGAGCCAGGACUGGAUUCAGGACCCGUGACUCCUGGUCCAACACCUCCUCAAUGCUGUGCUAGUCCCUUCUGUGGGCCUCCCAUCUCCCAGGGUCCCAGGAUGGGAUCCUGGAGGGAGAAAGGGGUCGUUCCCUCUGAUGGCUCUGGCUAUCCUGAUCAUGUCUUCCCUACCCUGAAGGAAAGUUUGCACUGGAUUCUCCUGGAGCCCCACCUCCCCAAGGGCAGGUGGGCGGAGCCAUGUAUAUAUGUACAUACUCAGUGCCUCAGUCCAGCUUCCUCCAUCUCGCUACCACUGCACAGGCCCGGGAAGGAGAAAGGCCAUGCCAAAGCGGGCCUCACCCCGCCCCCAUCGUGCUCCACCCCUCCCUGCCAGGGCCUCCUGGCCCCUGUGUGGUUCCAUCCCCAAGACCCAGGGGGCCGUCAGGCAGAAAGCAGGAGUUGGGUUUGCCUUAUUUUGCUCAUUGGAUUCAACUUCUCUUUUGCAUCAUUUUCCUCUGGCCCCUGUUGGAGUCCAGGGGCUGGGGAAGAGGACAGAUUUAUGCAGCUAUUUUCAUACAUUCCCUGUUCAGAGUGGGGUGGGGGAGUUCUCCACCUUUACCUUAACCAUCCCAUCCCCAAACCUCUACUGGGUGAGUGUUUCUUUGCAUGUUUCCUUCACUGUGGUGGGAGAUUGUUUGACUGAAUCCCCACCCCCACCUUGGUCUCCAGGGGUGUGGAAUGGUGGGAGUAUUUGUUUAAAAAGACAUUUUAUUAUAAUAAAGCCUAUUUUCACAAAAUCU
This is a messenger RNA of Carlito syrichta (Philippine tarsier), 4725 nucleotides long. Its product is annotated as peripheral-type benzodiazepine receptor-associated protein 1-like. Gene Ontology annotation, biological process: neuromuscular synaptic transmission. Gene Ontology annotation, cellular component: mitochondrion. NCBI's taxonomy places the organism in Eukaryota, Metazoa, Chordata, Mammalia, Primates, Tarsiidae. Gene Ontology annotation, molecular function: protein binding. The coding region runs from base 5 to 3460 and encodes 1151 amino acids. The transcript is spliced from 16 exons. The record is from RefSeq and is a predicted model, not a curated record.